AUGUGGUAUAUGCGCAUGCAGAUUGGCCGUUGGCCGAUGCGUGGCCCUUCAGUUUCCACAUGUUUGCGCUGUUCUAUCCUUUCAACAAGCCAGUCGGCUGGAAGACAAGUUAUAAAACCUCGCCACCUCCGGAGAAACUUAUGUUGAAUAUUUAUACUAUACGCACCUUCUCUGUCUAUUCUACAAGAUCUGGGGUUUUUAGAUGUGGAUUUGAAGCUCUUUUUACAUUCAGAUUGAUCUCGACUCAAGUAGAAUGAAGGUCAAUAUGGAAUUUGGGUACAAAGCAUGUACCUGAAAAAGCUCAUUUUAUAUUAGAGGCUCUUUUGAAUUAGAAGGCGAAUCACCUCCAGCAGGCUACAUGCAUUUUCCAGGGGCUGCGGAUGGUCCUUGCAGCAGUGGCAAGUGACGACAUACAUUCUACUUGAUUCAAUUUUCCAUAUUUUUUUUUUGGAUAGCACAUAGAUGGCUACCACUUUCAUUAUAGAACAGGCAGUGCAGGACAAAGGAAGAAGUGACGAGUUCCGAGCCCUGUUUUCCAAUAAAGCAGUCGAGACUUCGGGGAAUGUAAGGCGAAAUGCUCUAACGCUCUAAUUCACCUUGUUGUAGUUCUAAUACGAAAUGCUCUAUAAUGCUAAAAAUUCACCUUGUAAGGACUUGUGUGAAGAGAUUUAGGGUUCGACUGGAAUCCUCUACACAGGACCAGGAGAAGCAAACGCUGCGAACAAGAUGAGCUUCUCUUCUAGAUGUGAUUUUUGGGCAAGAGCUACCUCUUCCAUGGUCAUCUUCAACCUCUAAGUCCUCGCGCAUCUCUCCGUAAACUCACGACUGGACCGGAAGUGGUAGAAGAGCAGCUAGUACCAGGAGUCGAACCCUAGGUAGGUUGCUUGAUAAGUGUACAGGUCAACUCCGAGGAAGCACUUGAGCGUGCCUGUUCAGUGGUGGAGCUGCAGAGAGUGGUGGAGCUGUCGGCUCCAGCAGUCAACGAAGGACUGCCGCGCUGCAGCUGACCUACGCAGAAGUCGAGGUGUGAAGACGUGUAGUAAAGAUAAAAUUACUUUGUUAGACCUUCGGAGUAGUAGUUACUUGCAGUUUGAACUUGAAGUGGAUAUGGCACGCAUGUGGGAUGGACGAGGCGCAUGAGGUCCUCUAGCAAAGAAGCACAACAAAAACUACAAGAUCAAAUUGGUUGCUAUUGCUAACGAACAAAUGAAAAUGUAAAAACAAGAAUUAUCGAUGUUGAUAUUUUUAAAUGUAGUGGCUUGCAACUCUGAUGGACUUGAGAAACUCCAAGAUUUCAACAUGAUCAGACAGCGCAUGAAUUGACGAAAACAACAUCUAUUUACUUACUCUUUCUUACAAGUCGCCGGCCCUGUCGCUAGGCCUUUGCAACAAGGCGCGAAAAAAAUAAAAAAUUGAAAUCAAUCCUCGACGGAGUGGAAAAAAUGAAAAAUAAAAACAGAAGAAUAAGAGAUCCCCCCAAAAAGAAAAUUGUUUUGAUGAAUAAAAUUAAAGCACACAGAUGCGCAGGCCAUGGCAGGCCGCAACGCAAAGAAAACCGAAAAGAACGAUCAAAG
Amoebophrya sp. A25 is the source of this 1574-nucleotide messenger RNA. NCBI's taxonomy places the organism in Eukaryota, Dinophyceae, Syndiniales, Amoebophryaceae. The record is from the annotation of a GenBank genome assembly.